AUGGAGGCACUUGUUGAGCAGAAAAUCAGUGGGGCAUUCAUUGCACGGGCAAAUUUCUGUGCAUGGCGCGUAAUCUCCUCCUGUUCUGCGUCGCUAAGAUCAACAAACAAAUCGUACUUGGUUCCAACAAGGAACGGAAUCGCUGUCCUAUUGAAUCCUCUAGUUUGUCUGUACCAGUCCUUAAUCGAGCUGAGGGUCGAUUUGCGCGACAAAUCAAACAUAAACAGCACGGCAACCGCGUCACUGGCCACUAGCGGCAACAUGUUGGUGAACUCUGCCUCUCCUCCCAAAUCCCAAAUCGAAAAGGUGAUCUCUGUAGACUUGAUGUUUAUCGAUCUUUCCAUGUAA
Molecule: messenger RNA, 348 nt
Organism: Ogataea philodendri
Lineage: Eukaryota; Fungi; Ascomycota; Pichiomycetes; Pichiales; Pichiaceae
Exons: 1
Coding region: 1-348 (115 amino acids)
Source: RefSeq, a predicted model, not a curated record